Dovyalis caffra is the source of this 186-nucleotide messenger RNA. The record is from the annotation of a GenBank genome assembly. NCBI's taxonomy places the organism in Eukaryota, Viridiplantae, Streptophyta, Magnoliopsida, Malpighiales, Salicaceae.
AUGGUACCACCAGCCAAGUUGUGGGUUGUGGGUUGGAGUUACAAGGGCUUGUUUGGUCUCGUAAGCACAGAUUGUUUGUGGGCAGAGAAAACAGGGCAUGGAAAACAACUGAUGAAGAGAUUCCAAGCUGGAAAGAGCCGGGUUUAUCGGAUCCUGUCCACUGAGGAAGCAAAAACAUACAUUUAA